AUGGAAAAGAACCAAUCCCGAGUGAUCACGGAUCAGCCAAGAGGCGCAAACAUUACCACUAGAAUUAGAGUUCAAGAGAAACCUAUUGUUUACCUUAAUGUCCCGGAUCAGCAAGAGGCCGUCGUGCCUGAACCUAUUGCGCCGAUUGUGCAGCCUCAGCAAUGGGCCAUUGUGCAUGUUCCGAUUCAUCAGGAGCCACCUCCAGAGGCUGAGCCGGCGUUUUCCUCAACUGUUUUUGUCAGCAACCUCAACCUUGACGAGGAGACCGCUCGCGAGACAGUGGAGUCUCUCUUCAAUGGAAAUUUAGAAAUCCGAUUAAUAAGAAAUGCUGCUGGUGAAUUUAGAGGAUGGUGCCACGUGGUGUUUGCUACUCCAGAAGCUGCAUAA
Molecule: messenger RNA, 387 nt
Organism: Microthlaspi erraticum
Lineage: Eukaryota; Viridiplantae; Streptophyta; Magnoliopsida; Brassicales; Brassicaceae
Source: the annotation of a GenBank genome assembly